Molecule: messenger RNA, 2511 nt
Organism: Closterium sp. NIES-65
Lineage: Eukaryota; Viridiplantae; Streptophyta; Zygnematophyceae; Desmidiales; Closteriaceae
Source: the annotation of a GenBank genome assembly
AUGCUCACUCACAUUCCGGAGGGCAUUGGCGCCUUGACCACGCUGCGCAAGCUGAGUCUAUCAGACUUCAAGGGGUUGAAACGGCUCCCUGCUUCUCUCACCUGCCUUGUGUGCCUGAAUGAGCUGAAUCUCUCGUCCUCCCUCAUCACCUCGCUUCCUCCCCACUUUGUGCGGCUGGCUGGACUGAGGCGGCUUAUCUUGGACGGGUGUUGGCGGUUGAGGGAGCUACCUUGGGAUAUGGCUGAGUUGAAGAUGCUGCAGUAUCUGGUUUCUUUCACACGCCUCUCUUUCAUCGCUCUCCUCGUUUUUUUCCUCAUUUCUCGCCUGUCCCUGUCUCGUCUCGAUGGGGCCCCGGCAGAUGAGGUGGAGCGCGAGGAGGAGGAGGAGGAAGAGGAGGGCGACGAUGUGAACGGGGAGGACGACGAUGAAGAGGAAGAAGAGGGGCAGGACGAGUAUGAGAAGGAUGGAUGGAUGGUGGACGGUGAUGAGGAGGAGGAGGAGGGCGGUGAAGGCGAGGAGGAGGAAGGGGGGGGCGAGGAGGGGCCGGGGAGUGACGAGGAGCGCAGGGAGAAGAAGAAGAAGAAGCGCCGGAAAAGGGAGGAGGAGGAGGACGAGUUGGAUGAGGACGACUAUGCGCUGCUGCAGGAGAGCGGUGUGGGGGGCUUUCAUCGCCCCGCCAAGAAGGAUAAGAAGUUUCGGCGGCUGAAAAAGGCGAGGCACAUGGGGGGGGACGAGGACGGGUUGCUGAUGGACGAUGAGGAGGACGAGGAGGGCGGCAUGCGCGCGCAGCAGCGCGUGGAAAGGGAGAUCUUUGGCGAUGAGGACGUGCCUGAAGAUUUCCAGGAGAGGGAAGGCAGGGGCGAGGAGGAGGAGUUGGAGGAGGAGGACGGGGAGGAGGACGAGGAGGAAGAGGACGAGAUGGCAGACUUCAUCGUGGAAGGGGGUGUAGACGACACGGACGAGCACGGCCGGCGCCGCCGCAAGAAGAAGAAAAAGGGCACGCGCAUGCCAGGUGUCACCUCUGAGGCGCUUCUCGAGGCGCAGGAUAUUUUCGGUGACGUGGCGGAUCUGCUGGAGCGGCGGCGCGUGGAGCUGGAGAGGCAGAGGAGGGAGGGAGGGGAGGGGGGCGCGGGGGGGUACUAUUAUGAGGAUGGGAUGGGGGCGGAGGGUGGGGAGGAGUAUGGGCGGGAGGGCGCGGGCGGGGCGUCGGCGCUGUCGAAGCAGUAUGAGCCGAGCCUGCUGGAAGCUAAAUACAUGACGGAGCGGGAUGAGGCCAUUCGAGCCCGAGAUGUUCCUGAGAGGCUGCAGCUGUUGGAGGAGGUGGUGGGUGUAAUCCCUGAGAACGAGGACCAUCUACCCGAGGCCGAGUGGAUCUACGAGCGCGUGUUUGGCUCCUUAGCCCCCGACCACCUGCGGCGGGGGGAGUUCUCGUACGUCGCUGACGCUGAGAGGCGCGCCGCCACGUGCGCACGGGAGGACGUGGAGAAAUGCCGGAGAGAGGCCGUGGCGGCGCGGGACGGUGCCAUCGAGCAGAUCGCGGCUGUGCUUGAAGAGCUGCACGAUGCAAAAGUGGAGGUGCCGUACAUAGCGAUACACAAGAAGGCCAUCUGCCCGGCUCUCGUGGAGCAAGACAAGCUCGACGGGGAGCCGCAGCUGCAGCCCUUCCAGGUGUGGUCCCUUGGAUUUGCCGGGUAUUUAGACAAGCUUGACGGGGAGCCGCAGCUGCAGCCCUUCCAGGCUCUGUGGGCCAUCCAGCAGUGGGAUCGCCGCUGGCUGCUCCUGCAGCGCCGCAAGCGCUCACUGCGAUCCGCCUACGAGCGGCCGCGAGUGGACGAGGAUGAAGAAGCAGAGCGGCAGCUCGCCAUGCAAGGGGUGCUCCACGCGCUCGACUGUGCGCUCUCGGAGCCCGCCGUAGAGGACGUGGACGCCAAGUUCAACCUGCAGUUUCCGCCGGAGGAGGCUGUGGCGGAGGAGGGCGGGCGGGGAGGGGCAGGGGUGCAGCAGAGGCGGCCUCGGAAGCGGUCCAUGUACUCGGUGUGCCGGCGGGCUGGGUUGAAGGGUGUGGUGAAGCGCAUUGGGCUGUCGGCGUUCCAACUGGGCGAGAAUCUCAUCUCCAUGUACAAGGUGCGUGGGAGGAUGGUGGGAUGGGUGGGGUGUGAGAGGUGUGAGGGGUAUUGGGAUCCUCUCCUCAGAUUGCCGCCUCCUGACGGCCUCAUGGGCCGGCACAGUCAGCAACACGAGGUGGAGGACACGGCGCUAUCACCGGAGGAGGUGGCAACGGAGUACAUCUGUGCUGAAUUCCCCUCGCCUGCUCUCGUGCUCAGAGGCGCCCGCCACAUGGCGGAGGUGGAGAUAAGCAUGGAGCCCAAGGCGGAGGUGGAGAUAAGCAUAGAGCCCAAGGUGCGCGAGCACGUGAGGGAGAUCUUCAACAAGCGCGCCAUCGUCUCCACCAACCCCACCCCGCGCGGCCGCCAGGUAACGCCCCUCCCUGGGUUUAUGACCGCCAGGUAA